AAUAAGUAAAGCACUUCAAAUUAUGUCGAAGCUUCAUUAGCUUUCCUGAAGAAAGGAAGUGGAAACACGUUGUGGUUUAGUGUCUCUGCACUGAAAGGAAAUCUGCAGUUUGAUCAAUGCUUUUACAGACGAAAGACAAUGGAGAAGAUCAUGCUCUUUUGUGUUUUUUCAUACUUGAUUGUUCAGAUCAGCUCCAGCGAUGCUUCAGAACAUAAUGUGACUCUGUUAAGAUUCCGGCUGAAUGAAACCAUCACUCUGAACUGCAACAUGACCCACACAUACGAAAUAGCCUGGUAUCACCAGAAUCCUGAAUCUGGACGACUAACACUGCUGAUAUAUCCUAUGGGCGAGAUAAUAGAUCUAAAUUCAAUCCAUGUAAACUUUCGCGCAACAUUUAAAGCAGUUAAAUGGAGCAACACAUUCUCGCUAAUUAUUACUGGACUAAUGGAGUCAGAUUCAGGUCUUUAUUUCUGUGGAACAAGAUCAGCGACUUCAGACAUGUACUUUGAGAAACCCAUCAGACUACAGCUUGAGGACAAGCUGACAGACAGAGAAGACAAAGUUCAGUCCGUCACAGAUCUGCCAGAGAGCACAGCCUCUACAGUCGAGGCGAUGCUGACGGAGCGUGUCAUGAUGUUCGGUGGUGCUGGUCUGGCUGUGUUUGUGUUUUUUCUGGCUACAGUUGUUGCAGGAGGAAUCAUUCACUGUUACGGUUGGCAGAAAGGAUGGGCCACAGCUAAACGUGCUGGUCUGACUGAUUAAAAAAAUAACCUAAAUGUCACUAAAUUUUGUGCUUUAUUUUUCACUCUAUAACAAUAAUCAGCAUUGCUGUAUGUUAUCACUGAUGGUGGCUACAGAUCUCAUUUAGACUUCUGUUGUGGUAAAGUUCUCGAGGAGCAUUAAAGUGCCCCCUUUAUGCUAUCUGAAAAGUACAUAAUUUGCUUUGAGCAUCCUCAACAGUAGGUUCACAUGCAUGCAAGAUCAAUAAACAUGCACUUUCAUUGACUCUUGUGUGCAUGGUUCUCAAACGAUUCAUCUUUCCAAACCCCUCCUUUGUGAGAGGCUACUCUGCUCUGAUUGGACAGAUAUGUGUCCCUGGAGCAUAAAACCAGUCAUAAGUUGCACAGAUAUAUUUGUAGCAAUAGCCAACAAUACAUUGUAUGGGCCAAAAUGAUUGAUUAUGCAAAUGUGGUAACUUGUGACGUGUGAACAAAUGACUCAUUUCAAUGAUUCAGAGUCGACUCUUUCUUGAUGCACUUCAUGACACACUUUUAGCUUUAUAACUUUGCAGACUGUUUACAUUCAAAUACAGCUACAUCACAUACUGAAUAAAAGGUAAUUUUCAAAAAUCCAUAAUGGGGCACUUUAAUAUGUACAUUUAAGCUGAGUUCAAAAGAAAAUAUAAAUGCCAUGGCACAUAAAGCUUGCUCAAAUAAAAUGUCUUCAAUGUUAAAUGUGUUUGUUGAGAGUUCUGAUCAAAUAAAGAGCAGUAAAACUAAGAAA
Molecule: messenger RNA, 1503 nt
Organism: Cyprinus carpio (common carp)
Lineage: Eukaryota; Metazoa; Chordata; Actinopteri; Cypriniformes; Cyprinidae
Exons: 4
Coding region: 139-762 (207 amino acids)
Source: RefSeq, a predicted model, not a curated record